AUGGAGAAAGAAAAGAAAAAUAGGGGUAAAAUUUUCUUGACUAUUGCUGUGACCGUUAACAUUUUAUUUAGUGUCGUCUCUAUCGGGUUCCUUAUUUACAAAGUACGAUCGUUAGAGGAACAGGUGUUUCAGCUUCAAAAAGACUCAUCAAAGACAGGCCAGACAAGAGAACGACAAAAUAAAGCCUGGGAUGACUUAGCACAUCGAAGAAAAAGAGCUGCUGAGUCUCUAGGAGAAACAAAAAGCUGUACUACUUGCCACAACGCUUGUGUCAAAUUAUUUGGCCUGGGAGCUUCAGCAAAGGUAAGUGCUAUAAAACUAUCUUGGCUAAAACUUUACCAUCAUCCUCGAGUGCGACGCUUGCCAAAGUCAAUAUAACAGCUCGGCCUUGACAGCAAUCGAAAUGAUUAAAUCUCUGAAGUGCAUGUUAUUUUGCUUUUGGCUUCAUAAAUCAAAAGACCUCGGCAAGCUAUUUUUGGACCUAUUAUUGGUCUUUUGUUUGAAGUUUGUUUGAAGUUUAUUAAUUCGUAAAUGCAUAGCAGUUCGAAUUUACAUAACAAAAAUAAAAUUAUACAAAUCUAAUCAUUAACUUAUCUAUCUUAAGUAAAAGGAUGAAAAAAAGCUAACAGGAGAUAAGCUGCUAAAAAGGUAUCUAAAUACAAGCUGCAAAAUUCGAAACCCUAAACUAUAAAUUAGUUAGUAAUUUAGUGUUAACAACUGCGUUGAAAACGUAAAUUGGCCAUCACUCUUUACGGUGACCAAUUUACGUUUUCAACUCAGUUGUUAACCCUAAAUUACCUGCUAUACUCUCCCACCGACGCAGCACCACUGUUUCUUUAGAAACUUACCCCCUUUAUAAAUUAGCUGCUUUGAGAAAUGAAGAGAUAAUAAAGCAAUUGUUGAAACGGUCGGUUUUAAAACGUGGCAUGUCAAAAGGUCGCGUACGUCUUAAUGAAUAAGUAGUUUCGUGCGGUGCAGGUAAUAACUUAUAAAGGCGGCGAUUGUUGUCAUUUACAAUUGUGUCAAAAAUGUCUCACGUAUUUCGUCAUGGUGGGUUGCUAGUUCCUUAAAGUUCAUAAUAACAAAAGUUUCAUGAUAGCUAAGAUGAUGGACAUUGCUCUUUCCUGGAAAUCCAUUGUCAGUUGAAUUUUAAGCUGUAAGGUCGAGUAAGUUAAAGUAAAGGUUGACGCGGAAACUUAACGGAGCAUUAUUCAGAGGAAAAAUCUUUAUCUUUAUUAUAAUUAUUUUUUAAAUCAGUAGGAUAAAUGAGACAGUAAACCUUUCAUUUUUAUGUAACUCCCGCGUCGUUUGUACCUUUUUUAGGUUACUACUAAAAUAGGCAACAACACAGAUCAGCAGGUCAUCUGCAUGAGAGGUGAGUAUGACAUUCAUCCCUAGUCAAAGCAAUUGUAAAUCCUUUUACCGUAUCGUCGUGCUUCCUGUUGCUUAGAAAUCUUUGCGAGGCGAUGUUGAAAAUCAUAGGUGGAAAUCUUGAGGUUUGCACGGGUCACGUACAUUUCAGGAAGCAAAUCACGUCUCACGCCGGUUCACGGAAUUCACUAAUCACGCUUGCCUUUCCGAAGAGAAUUCACGCGUCACAUAUUAAUUUUGGCCCUAUUAAUACGCAUGCAAAAUUUUCAGCAUGCUUCUUGGCUGAUAACACAUCAAUUAAUCCCAAAUAGAGUAGAAGGUUGACACUGAGUUCAGAAAGUUGAAAGUAAAUUGACUGACAGGUAAGUCGCGAAAGCAUUAACAAGGUGAACAGGUGUGGAGAAAGUAACAACUUUGCGUGACGCGUUACUAAAAUGGCGGCCGAGAAUGCUGUCACGUAGGUUAAACAAGUAACUUAUCCGCCGAGAUUUCGCAAUCUGGACAGCCCUUGUAUGAGAAUAAGUACUCAUGUAGAUAUUUAUGAGCCCUCAGAAUACGAUAAAAGGCCUUUUGUAUAGUUAUUAACAUGAUUUCGAGUUAAAUUCGGUGUUAAUAAAUACGAAUAAAUUUUUCUAAAUUUGGAAUAAUUUAGAAGUGCUUAUAAUACCAAAUUGAAAGAGAAAUCAUAUUAUUAUUUGAUAAUAAUGUAACUGAAAAAAAAAAGACCAGCAGAAUCCGAAAAGAUAGAAAAAUUUACUGCAACACAAAUUGCUGCUCAUCUUACCUAAUGAUUGGAUAAACGCUUCUCUGCAUAACAGGAGGACAAAAUAAUAUCUAUGAUCUCGUCAAGCUUCGUGAUACUCGUGCGGCACAAGUCGCCGGAAAAAUCAAACAUAUUUUCAUACAAUUCACAAAUAUUAAUUAUAGAUAAAAAGGGAAAUUGUGGACUUACCCUAUGAAUCGUACCUAUAAAGAACCCGAAGAGCUCAAAGAUUUCUCAAUUUGGAAACAAGAAAUUAUCAACACGUUCGUUUUUUUAUAUUUUAUUGCAGGAGCUCAAGGACCGCAGGGUAAGGAUGGGCCCCGGGGACGUCGGGGUCGCCCAGGGUACAUUGGAAAGGCCGGGAAAAGAGGCCCUCCUGGAGAGCGAGGCCUUCCAGGCCCCAAAGGAAGACCUGGAAAAGCUUUCUCUGGAAAUACGUCACAGUUGAUAGAGAGUUUAGGUAAGAAGAAAGCAUCUCGUUAUUUCUCAAUCGAGGAUGGUGCUCUCGCACGCUCAUAGACUUUUACCUGAUCUUCAGUAUCUCAAGCUUGCUAAUACAGCUGCCGCUCCUACCCUGAUAUGCACUUCUAUUAAAGACGGUGGAAACUUACAAACAGAGUUGGGGAGGCCGAAAUAGGUGAUAAACUGCUCGCAGGAAAACAAAAAUUUUGCGACACAAUCUCGGGCAGAUAGAGAGCCACACAGCUACUAUCGUUUCCCAGUGAAAACGUAUUUUGAAUGUGAUAAGCCCAUGGAAUCAUAAUUUGUCGCACUGAUUUUUCAGUGGGGUCCAGUGAAGAAGAGCUGCAAAUGAAUUGAAAACGGAUGGAAGAUAUUCACGUUCUGUUUUUCUAACCACGUUCUCUUGAUCAUUUAUUCAUUUAGAUGUACCCAAGAUAACAAGGAAACCACCAUCCAGCUUCACAGCGAACGAAGGAAGCAGAGUGUCCUUUUCCUGCGAAUCUGUGGGUUUUCCCAAACCAGAUAUCACCUGGUACAAGGAUAACGAAAGGAUGAACAGUAGACAUUUUAACAAGGAGAAAGGGGAGAUCACUUUUUCUAGUGUUCAGUUCAGCGAUCGAGGCUCCUAUAGGUGCGAGGCAAGGAAUUUCUUGGGCGUCGAUUCUGUGACUAUAGAGGUUGCUGUCGAAGGUAUGCAAACUUCUUAGGCGGUAGAUUUUGUCAAUGCUAAAACUCAAAUGGGUUUGAUUUGCUUUUUUAUUUAAUUUUCCAUCGGUUUAUUUGGAUACAUGGAGGGUAUUACAUUUUUUUUUUUUUUUGACAAAUAAAAUGUUUCCUAAGAUUUUUUCAGAUAAUUUCUUUCAGUUCGACCAAGAUUUGUUCAGAGGCCCGAGAUAUACCACCCGGGCUACGAAACUUGGGAGACGACUCUAUCAUGUAACAUCUUUGGUUCUCCUCCGCCAAGGAUACAAUGGACUCGCUCAUUUCGGCCUUUACCUGUCGAGCGUCACGUGGUGAUUGGAAAAGAUUUGGUGAUCAAAGACACUCGGCAGGAAGACAGAGGACCCUACAUGUGUCGCGGAGAAAAUCACCUUGGUCACGUGUAUGCACUUAUUGUGCUCGUCGUGAAACCUGUCAGUAAGUGAUUAAUGUGCUGAUGUAUUCGCAAGCUAAAAAAUUAGUAAAUAUGCAUUUGGCGUGACUAAUAAGAUUUAAGAUAACAGAUACCUAACUCCCUGUUUGAGGUUGGACAGUUACAGCAAUCAAAGGCUCCUUAGAACUACCUCGUAGUUUUUCUCAAUAAAUAUCAUUCGGCUAAGUGGUGAGAACUUCAACCCUUUACCAUCUCCUUCCACUAUCUCGUCAAUAUCGGGCAUCAUCGUAAGCUUCUUCAUGACUUCUGAAUUAUCCUAUCUCUCCUUGGCGCACGAGUCUGUAACCGUUUAAGGUCAAACCUUGGUUAUGAGGGAGGUUAAUAUAAGAAACUGGACAGCGAUCUAGCAAAGCUGACUCCGAGCAAAUUACGUAGAGCCUGGCAAGUAAACAUAAUCGCGCUUUAGUUCUAUCGAAAUAGGGAUAGCGUUUUGCAUCUUUUGAGUCAUCUCAGCCACGUUCAUAUUUGAUCAUCAUAGAAAGAAAUAAUUGUUGGCUAUAGUGCAGCAGUGUUAUAUCUAUGAUAAUCUAUGAUAAUUCAUGCAGUUCAACUGACCGUUCGGAUUGGUUGAUUUUUGCAUUCUUUAGGAACAGUUCGUGCUCUCCUCUCGAAUUUUUGACGCCAUGCGCAUUGUAGCUACAAGGUUGAGUUUAUCAAAUAAAGCCCUGGAAGGUAACGCCUAUUACGAGCUCUUUUUAACCAGCAUCCCAAAGUAACGUUGUCUUUGGCAUAAGAUAAACCAACGGUUUUGUUCCUCUCCUUUUUUCUCUCAAAGCUCCCCCGGUGAUCACCACUGCACCAUCUUCCAUUCUUAAGGUAAGAAACAUCUUUGAGAAAGUAACUCUGCAAUGUGCUGCCCGUGGUUCUCCUGUGCCCAGUCUAGAAUGGAGCAAGGAUGGAGUGGUUAUUUCAACUAAUAGAACUUCAAAGACUGACGAAGAAGUUAAAGGAGAACUCGUCAUUCGGCGCUUUAGUCCUUCUGACCAAGGAGUUUACAAGUGUUUCCUGAAAAACUACGACAAUGGAACUGCAGAAACUACAACUACACUGGGUAAUAUAAAACGGGUUAAAUCGGGUUAAAUUUAAAAGUUAAUAUAGUUUCAAAUCAGUCUUUUUGAAGAACUGUUUUCUUGAAGUACAUAAAAAAAGGGAAAGAUGUCGGUAGAGUAACGAGGACAUAUAUCUCAAAUCAUGAUCAAUACGAUGCACACAUUUAAAACAGCACAGGGAAAUAUGGUUCACAAGCAUGUCGCCUCCAUAACAGGCGUAAUUUUGCGCCUUUCAUUUUUUUUUUUUUUUGCGUUUUUCGGGUGCCUGGAGGUAAACGCGAGGCAAGCACGAAGUGCGAGUAACGCACUUUUCACUUAGAACCUCACAAUUAACACUUCAAACUUCACACUUCAUAUUUCACCUUCAAAUUUCACACUUCAAUCUUCACACUUCAAACUUUGCACCUCGGGCCUCACACUUCGCACUUCAAACUUCGCGAUCACCUUACGCUUGCCUCCGUUUGACGGAAGUAAGCAAGACUUUUAAGUCUGUUCUGCAGGCUACAAUUAUUCUGCGGCGUCUUGUCUAAAAAGGGUAUUCCUAUCAAUUAACUAAAACUUUCAAAAUUAUGUCAUGAUAAAGAAAGUUAUAAUUAUUCAUUCUAAUAAACCUUAUUUAAAUGUCUAAGGCAGUAUGCCGUACCAUAUGUGGCACCAGUUCCAUGACAGUGUGUGCAUUUUCCGGCUCUUUUAAAAUAAUGGCUUAAGUGCCAGUCAUCAUCACCAAACUGAUGAAUAAGAUUUAUUAACUGAUCGAUUGAAUGAUCGAUUGAUUGAUUUUCAGAGCUCGUUGGAUGUGGAGACCCUGGUGUCCCUGUUAACGGAUACAAGGCUGGAGAGAAUUAUUGGGGAGGAGAGAUGGUGACUUUUGCGUGUGACGCAGGAUACCACUUGGAAGGACCUACAAACAGACUGUGCUUGGAAAAUGGCAACUGGAGUAACGUGAUGCCGACAUGUUAGAGCAAGCUAUUUUUGCCCCCAAUCGUCCUCAGUCUAGCCGACACAUUUAAAAUUGAUUUAGUUAUCUCUCUAUUUUACUAUUCAUAACAUGAAUUAUAAAAAUAGUUCCUUAUUUCUACUUUUCAUACUUGCUAUCAAAUACCAUUUUGUGUCUUUAAAGCCCGAAAAAUUACCAACUUUCCCGUAAGACCUAGCCAAUAAAUGAUGAAUAGGCUACUAAAGGUUCCAAAAGAAGGAAUACGAGAGUUGCAUAUUCAAUUCUGUUCAAAGUUGACAAGUUCUGCCCUUUUUUGGAAUACUUCAUUUUCGACACACAAAAUGACUAAAAUGAUAUUGCUUUAUCAGGAGGAUGCUGUACACAGUUUAUGGAUAUUCUCUACUCUUUUUCUAGGCCAUCGUCUGUGCGAAGAACCUGCUCCUAUUGAAAAUGGUUACAGGAUAGGAAAUAAGUUCUUGAAAGGCAGAAAUAUCACUUACAAGUGUAACAAAGGAUACCACCUCCGAGGACCACAAGUCAGAAUUUGUAAAGAGAAUGGAGAAUGGACCGAAGAACAACCAACAUGUGAAGGUGAAAUUGUCCUCCCAGUUUUGAGUUACAAAAAAUUAAUUUUGUCUUCGUUUUUGAUUUAGUGCUCGUAAGACUAUAAGGAGAAGAUAAUAGAGUGCGGUAUUUAGAGACAAAAUUUCCUUUGUUUUUUCUUUCAAGUAUCGGCAAACCCCUCCGAUCAAUAAAAGACUCCAAGUUAUCCAAACUUGAUAGCAUUGUGAUAUCUGUCAUUUUUAGGUCCAGUGUUCGAGCAUUCAGAAAUCCUUCUGAACAAAACUGAAUACUGGGAGCUCCUUAAAGGCUGGCUGGGUCCUGUGUCUACACUGCCAGCCAAGUGGAAGCUUUGCUACAGAGCUACUGAUCAUGGAUGGAGCUCCAGUACAUUCCACUCGCGGUGCAACGGCUUAGGACCAACGGUGACGUUUAUUAGAGUGGGAGAGUACAUAUUUGGUGCAUACACCGACAGGAACUGGCGUAAGUAAAGAAAUAAUUUACAAUUUAUCGUCACCUAAAGACUUGGUCUAAGAGGCUUAAAGUGAAUUAGCCUAAAGAAGUACCUUUAACCUUUUGUACCCUGAGAGUGAUUGGCAUCUAAUUUCUCCUUACAACAACAUCCUUGAAUCAAACAUAAAGUUCACGAGAAUAAAGGAAACCAACACCAACUCAAAAGCUGUUGAUUGUUAAACAAUUUCUCUUCGUCAGCACUUUUGGAAAUUUGUAGAUAAAAGUAUGCAGAAUAUGCAUGCUAAUGUUUGGGUAUAAAGGAUCGUAUGCGACUCAUACUCCUCCUGGCUUUUUUCCCUAUAUAGAUUCCAGUAGUUCUUACACAGACUCGACCUGGAGUUUCAUAUUCUCUCUUAAAAAUAAUUAUGGACUAGAACCAUUUAAGCUCCACGUGAAAAACUCUGCCAAUGCCAUGUACGGAAAUAAUGGUUAUGGACCUACAUUCGGUGGUGGACACGACAUUUACAUCGCGAACUCUGCAGGUUCCAACACGAAUUCCUACACCAACUUGGGUCACAGUUAUGUGACUCCGGCUGGGUACAAAUACUCUGCGAGUGACACGAGAAGCCUGUUGGCAGGCACUUACAAUUUCCAGCCCCAUGAGGUGGAAGUGUUCUAUCAGACUCACAAGAACUGAUGUUGGUUACAAAACCCGGAUGAAGUUAGCGAUUUCUCAUAAUUGAUGUAAACUUUUUUCAUCAAAGGAGGUGCAUCACAAUUCAAGCAUCUUAAGAACCUCAGCCGAGAUCUUUAAAGUUUGUUAUUUUCAAUUUGUUUCGAUUUCGUCCCUACCUAACCAUCCCUGUCUACUUUUGGUAUAUCUUUUCCUUAGCGAAACGCGUUAAUCUCUCGUAUUUUUAACCAUCUUUGUGUUCUUUUAGUUUAUCUCUCCCUCUCUAUCUAUCUAAGAUAAUCCAACAAACAUCUGGAGCUUGUGGUGAUUGAGAAUGUUUUGAAAGCUAAAUUCGAUUCGUUAAGAUCUUACAAACAACGGUCAGGGUCAGCACUAAUAGUGAUGAUUAACAAUUUUAAAUCACUACGGCUGGCCACGUGUGAAUUUUUUUCAACCCUUUGAUUCCUAAGAGUGACGAGCAUCUAAAUUCUCCUUCCAAUUAUUCAGGCAUGUUACUCGUCUAUACAGCCGUUGUUUCGUCACUUCAAGAAGCAUAUUCUUUGUCACGCGACGGGCACUGCGGUCAAACAACGGCUGCUGCAAUUCCCAAAUACAUGAAAAUAAUGUUUCAUUUCUGUCAGUGAAAGACAAUGCAGACACUGUGGGCCAGCACAAGUACAGACUGCUUCGGCUUAAAACUAGCUUAUGCUAAAACAAUCGAAUCGCAUUAAACAGCAGUUCAGUUGACCUAAAGUUAGACCAAAACAGUCUAUACUUCCCGUGCUUUCUUUAAAGUGACGAAAUGUUACCAAGAGCAAUUUUUAAACACGCGUGAAAAGCGAUCCGGGAUUGCUUAGGUUUUUUCCUUAUUCUGAUCUGCUCUGCAAUUGGCCUAUGAAUUUUCGCCAUCCUCUCGACCGAUCCAAAUAAAAGCUAAACCCAAUCACAACUUGUUCGCUGGCGAUUUCCCUGCGCUUCAAAGGAUGGCUUGUUUCUACUUGAGUUCUCAUGGGCGCCUCGAGAUCGUUACCUUUCUUCUGAUUGGACUUACUGAUUACUUAAGUUUUGAUUCUACGAACCUCGAUCGAAAUUCGCUCUAACUGAAUAAAUUAAUCCAAUUUGGAUAAAAGCUAGCAGAACACCACAUGAAUGCAGUGUGUACCUUAACAACAAACUCGUUGUAAACGGCUGUCUUCUUGUUAUUCCUACGAUGAAUGGGUUUGUGGAAUAUAUAUGGUGUGCAAUUAAUAAAUCAUGACGUUUCUGCCGUCUGGUGUUUGAAUUUUCAGUAUUCUGUUUGCAAGUUUAUUAUCUUCUUUUUUCCCCUUUGGAAUAAAAGUGGGGUGCUUUUUUUUUUUUUUUUUUCGUGUGUGCUUUUUUGGGGUUGUGAUUGGCCUGCGAGCAGGUGCUUAUUAGCGCGCGAUACAGCACGAUGAGGAAAGCAAGAGCCAUAAAGCGAGGCCAUUCUUUGAGAGGUCUUUGAAGGAUCUGGCACUUGCAAGACACCUUGGAGACCCCUCUUAAAAUUUUUCGCAUUGCUCACCAGCUCAUGAAAAGAGCACAGGAAUUAAUUUGACUUUAAUACUUGUAAUUAAUUUGCCCUAGAUUUUCAGGGCGAUUUGAUUCUUUGGUACAUGCGAAUGCGUUCAGCGUCUGUUGAAGCCCUAUUUGGGACAAUGGCCAACGAGCGAGCUUUCGUUUACGGGCAUUGUCCGAAAGCAAAGCAUGCCACAAUGAGCACGUCGUUUUUAAUCGAACUAGAGGUGUUUUAACUCUGAGCAAUCUAAGAAGCAGGCAGUUUUUCGUUUUAAUUAAGUUUAUCGCGAGAAACUGAAAGCAGUCUCAUCGUGUUUAUUAGUAUUUAACAAAUAAUUUCUUACCUCUCUUCACGCUGUAAUGAUCAAGACAAGAUUGAUAUGUAUCGCUACUUUCUUUGAGGUAGAUAACGGCUUUUGGGUUUAGUCACUAAAUUUAAUCAUUGGCUGGUUACCUUGACGUUGUCAUAGCACCGAACAGGAACCUUUGGGCGAUAAUGGGCAAAGAUGAUGAUAUCAAUGAUGUCAAGUAAAAAUCAUUUGUACCACUGAUGCACUGCUUAAUUUGCCUCUCAUUACUCAACCGCGGAAUUAAAAAAGUUCCCAAUAAUACACUCGGGCUGACCUUAGGCGACUAAUUUACAAAAGACCCCUCACGAGAAGGUUUUCACUGGCGCUGCUAAACGAGAACCUUGCUAAGGAUGGCAAAAUAAGAUGUUGCGUUAUAUCAGCCGAGUUGGAGCAAAGAUCUUGAUCACCCACCAUGCAUGCUCUUCACCAUAGUCAAGUUUACCAAGAUAUCAACUUUACUAUUUUUCGCUUUUAGGAGUUGCUGUAAUGUUAACCGGUGCGAGAAAUAAAGUUAAGUAGAUGAAAACGAGAUACUGUUAGACAACUCUACAUAAAACUCAGUUCAUGAUAAUCGAUUAACCGAUAAGACGGCAUUUGAUAUCGCAUGAGAAGUAAACUGAGCGUCUAGUGCGAGAGGAAGUGACACCAACACUAUCCCUCACAAAUCAGCAGCUGAUUCACCUACAACAAAGUUACCUCACGCCUCCAACUCCUCUUCCCUUGAGAAUUAAAUUACCAAUUUAAAAUUAGUACAAGCCUCGCUUGACUCUCUUGAUUUCUAUGACUCUUCUUGUAGCUAACUCAGUAAAGUGUAACUAAUGGUGUUUCGAACAACCUGGCCGAGUAGUAAAAGGGUCAAGCAAAAUUAAACAUCAUUGGAAAAUGAUCAGAAUUAGUGACUCACUGAUUCUAGUUGUCAAGCAAAAGUCCAGGAUGGGAAAGAACUUCUUCUCACUUAAAAAGUAGAUGAACAUUUUUAUUUAGACUGAAAUAAUGGUUUGCUACUGAGGCAAUUCAUUGACAACACUCUUUAUUCGAAUUUAUUAACAGCUUAGCAUACCAGCAAUAACCAUAGCUUUGCUUCUCGCAAGCAAAGUGGGUAAUCGCUUUUGCGACCCGUGCAUCUUUGAAAUGUGUCUAUUACGAAUCCGAGUGAGUUAAUCUUAAGUGAUCUUUUACCACUGGGGUUUUAUCAAAUAUGUUCCCUAUCAUAAAAUGACUUGGAAAAGGUUUUCUGAUCCAACUUUGAUUUUGUGUGACAGAGCUACUUUAAUGAACAAAACACCAGUUCUUGCGCCCGAGGAAGCAACAUGAACGUUCCGCCUUUGCUGCGACUCCCAAAACAGAGCAUUGCGUUACUCUACUUUGGUAACACAAAACCUUUUCGAUAAACAAAAAGUUGAUUCAUGCUCCUGGGUAAGUUUUAAGAAGGUUCCGCUUUGGCUUCGACUCACAAAAACAGGAUGUUGUGUUACAAUAUGUUUGUCACCGGGAACAAAUUAAAAAUACGCGUUCAUCGCGCAACCUGGCCGUAGAUCAAAAUCGAUAUCUCAGACGUACUCAGAGACCAGGAGAAUUGCUUUCUCUUUGGGAGCGUUUCUUGAUUACCUCUUUAUGCUUUUGCUCUUGGUUAUAUUUGCCAUCUUAAGUAGCCGGAACAAAUAAUAAAAGAAAAAAAGAUAAUGAUUGCCUGACUGUUACAACUGUAUAGUUGCUAAUUCACAUGACCGCUCGAUCAGACAUUUGAUAUUAUCAGGAUAUGGAUCAGGCUUCCAGUGUGAGGGGAAGUGAUCCUAAAAUAGUUUUUUACAAAAAGUUUUCGAUAUUUUUGUGUUUUGCAGCAUAAUAUUCUAUUUGCUUCAACUUCUCCCUCCACUUCCAGCCCGAAAAUGAUUCCCUUGUCGGCAGUUACUUAAGGAAAAAGGUGCAAUGAGGUACUUGUAAAUGAAAGAAAUUUCAGGCCGUGAUUUCAUGACAAAAAGCUUUAAAUAAACAAGACAGCAAACUGCAGACAUGUGUUCCUGUAUGAUUGAGCAAGUGAGGGAAGCGAGCUCGAAAAGAGCUUAUUCCUGUCUGGUUUUCCAAUGCUACUUAGCCGAGCAAACUUGGGCAAAGCAACAUUCACUCCACUAAUCAACUGAAGCUCGACAAUGGAAGCAGUAAAGAAGUCGCGAGGCAAUAGUUUCUGGACUAUUGCCGUGAUUUUAAACAUUUUAUUCAGUGUGAUUUCCGUCGGGUUCUUUAUCUACAAAGUGCACGUGUUAGAGGGAGAAGUGUUCCAGUUGCGGAGCGACCUGAAGAACCAGGCAAAAGCGAGAGAAAGUGAAAAGGCAAAUUUGAUGAAUCGAAAUAAGAGAGCUGCUGAAUAUCAUGGAGAAUCAAAAACCUGCACCAGCUGUCACAAUGCUUGCGUUCAGUUAUUUGGACUUGGAGCUUCUGCGAAGGUAUUUAUUAAGAUAUCAAAGCUACAUAUAUUGUCUUUUUAUAGUUUUUGACAACAUAGUUCAUUGUUCUUUGAUUAUAAAUCCAUCAUCUCGAUCUCUGACACCUGAACAACUGACGAGCCAGACUACAUACAGAUCCUACGCUUUGCCUGUCCGCACGGCAGUCACUCUUUUUUCGGGAUGCCACAGAUGAAAUUACCUGAUCGAUUUGUAAAGAAAUUGUUUUCUUCUUUUUCAGUGUUUCGUACAUGGGUAAUGACUCUUCUUUAUCAAAUUUUCCAUCGCUCUUACUAAAUCUGUUACUUAAACGACGAAUCAUACCUCGAAAAACUUUCUUUUUCGAUGUUUUGGAUGAUUUAAUUUAUUUUUUGGUUUUUAGGUCACUACAAAGAUGAACAAUGUUACAGAUCAAGACGUCAUCUGUUUGAGAGGUAAGUGUCCGCUGAAACUCAUCAAUAAGAGUCUUCAUAAUUACCUCCUCGUCAUUGCGAUCUGAUAUCGAUAAGAAAAAUUAUUAUGCAAAAAGCGUGAGUUUACUUAGCACAUAUUUUUAGCAGUUAUCCAAAUGAUCUUUUUUAGAUCAAAUUUUGAAUUAAUAUUUGCGUUUAUUUCUUUUGAUCUCAGGGGGGGGAUAUUUUAACUAUUUUUUAUUAUGUCUUGUAAAUAAAUUCGCCUUUGUUGCGGAAAUCCGGAACUUUUACGGUGCUGCUGACGAUUUGCCAUUUUCAAACGACAAAUGAACUCAAUUCGAAAUUUCCCUUCAGGAGCUCGAGGGCCGCAAGGUCGUGAUGGGCCCCGAGGACGUCGGGGUCGCCCAGGUUACAUUGGAAAGCCAGGAAAAACGGGUCCUCCAGGUGCACGUGGUCGCCAAGGACCCAGAGGGAGACCUGGAAGCGCUUUAGCAGGAAAUACUUCCAGACUAUUCCAGGAUAUAGGUAACAUGGAAUUAUUUUGUUGUCUCCAUCACGUUCUAAGAUCUGUUUAAACUGUAUGAUAGAAGUUCCUGGAUGAGUGCAUCGUUAGAUUCAUCUUCCGCCAAUAUCAGUCACUUUUCACUCUGAAUUAGGAAUGAAAAUAUCCAAAUAAGAAAACGUCUAGUGGCAAACGCUGCAUCACUCUUAAAGUUUAGGUGAGAUUCCAGUAUCUGAAAUAUCAGAGUUGCAUUUGUAGAUUUGGGAGCCUUGAAAAUUCUGCGGCACAAGUUUUUAUUGCCUCACUGACAACAUCAAUGUUUAUUGGAAAAAAGGGGGGUGAUGGAGGGAUGCUUUUUAGAAAUCGAUCGGUCUCAAGAGCGGCUGGGUCCCUUAUCAGAAAACUAAUAGUCAUGUCAUAGAUGAACUAGGACCAGCUUGACAGCAGAGCAUAAUACUUAUGCCCAGUGAAGUUUGCCUGCGUUUGUAAUAGCCGUGAAUACUUUCUCUUUGAAAGAAUGAUACAAUGCUCUUAACCCUUUAAAUUCCAAGAUCUUACUGCUAACUCUCCCCUCUAGCUGCUAAGCAUUUCCUUGUUAAUCAGUAACGAGAAUUUGUUGUCAGUUCAAGAUGACAAAUUCUACCUGAUAAGUUAGUGUAUUCUCAUUACCCAAGAGAACAUUCUAUGUUCUCUUGCAUUGCAUGUUCGCUGGAUAAUGUAGGGACGUUAUAGGGAGAAGUUAUGUGUUAAUCAUUUCUGGGAGUUAUGGUAAACCACAAUAGCCACUUUGACCAAAGUAAACCAUAUUAUAAGUACUUUUAUCUGCACUUUUGCGCCCAAGAUAUCCCAAGAAUAAGAAAGAAGCCACCAUCCAGCAUGACUGUCAAAGAGGGAAGCAAUGUCUCCUUACCCUGCUACUCAAAAGGCUUUCCAAACCCAGAGGUCACGUGGUAUAAAAAUGGCCAGAAGUUAAACUCUGGGAAGUAUAACAGAGAUACAGGAAUGUUAACGUUUCCCAGCAUUCAAUUCAGCGAUCGAGGCUUGUACAGAUGCGAAGCGAGGAAUUUCAUAGGUGUCGAGUCCGCGACUGUGAAAAUUGUUGUGGAAGGUACAGGAAAUUUGAUAUGCAAUGUAAUCGUUGUAAUCUUAAAAAUUGUAGCUGAUUUACUCCGGCAUCGUUAUCUUCUUCUUAAGAUUCUUCUCUUUAUUAUUAUCCUUAUUAUUACUAGUAUUAUUAUUACUUUGUGUCUGUUAUUCUAUUGUGGUUAUGCAAUGUUGAUCUUAGAUCUUAGAUCUUAGAUGAUGUUAUCAAUGCUGAAAUUGUUCUUGAUAUAAGUCAUCGUUAUUUUCUUAGUGUUAUUCUCUUUCUCAUAACCAUCGUUAUUAUUUUUAUUACUGUUAUUAUCAUUAUUAUUAUCGUUAUCAUUAUUAUCAUUAUUAUAAUUAUUAUUGUUAUUAUAAUUAUCAUUAUUAUAAUUAUUAUUGUUAUGAUCAUUAUUAUUAUUAUUAUUAUUAUUAUUAUUAUUAUUAUUAUUAUUUCUAUCGUUAAUCUGCUUCCUAUAUCCUAAUUCAUGUCGUUACCAACGACGCACCAUCAAUUCCCUUUACUGCAUGCAUUACUGGGCAUAUUCCCGUCAAUUUGGCUCAGGUCUUCAAAUGUUAUUCAUUUAUCAAUAAUGGAAAACGUUAUGGGCUGUAAUGAGAUAAUCAGGUACAAAGAGUCACACUUUCAGAUUUUUCAGGCGUGACUAAAGGAAGAUAAGAGGUAAGUCGUUUUGAUCUCUGUCUUUUUGAAGUUUGGCUUUGCUCUUUGCUUGUUCGAUUUGCAGCAAAGGUUGCUCAAUAAUUUUUUUUUUUUUAAAAUGGUGAAGAGUGUUCGAGGAGUACUUAUUUGCUUCGCUUUUUGUUUUGUUUUGUUUUAGUGUUUUUUUUUUGUUGUAAUUUCCUAUGAACUAUUUUUGCAGUCCCUCCCAGAUUUGUUCAGGCACCAGAGACCUACCAUCUGGGUUAUGAAACUUGGGAUACGACUCUGACUUGCAACAUCUUCGCCUUCCCUCCACCAAAGAUACAAUGGACCCGAUCAUUCCGGCCGUUGCCCAUUGAUCGUCACGCGGUGGUUGGUAAAGAUUUGGUGAUCAAGGAAACUCGGAAGGAGGACAGAGGACCCUUCAUGUGCCGCGGGGAAAAUCACCUGGGUCAUGUAUAUGCACUUAUUGUGCUCGUUGUGAAACCUGUCAGUAAGUGAAUGAUUCAAAAAUGUCGAAAUUGCAAAAAACCCGCUGUUAUCUACAGUAAGCUUAUUUCUUCUGUCCGGUAAUUGUUGCUCAAUCCUAGUGAUCCGAGUAGUUUCUGCUUGAUUGGUGCGUGACCGCAACCGUUGAAAUUGCUUUCUGUUCAAUUAGCUCUGGAAAUGGUGUGCAUUUCUUGCCGCUAUAUAUCGUAUGAACUCCGACCCAGGCUGAGAACCCCAAAUCUAUUUUAAAAAAAAGGGAAAAGAUAAUCUCAUGGACGGCGUUGUUUCAUUUUGGUGUAAACGCUGUAAUGACCGUUACUUUUGAUACAUACAUAUCAAGCAUUUUAUAUCAAAUAUUUAUUAGCUAAUACUAGUUAUUUAUCCCAUGGCGCAGAAGCUAAUUUUGUUUCAAGAGCUCGAGAUCAACCUAAGCUUUUCUUUUCAAAUCUGUUUUCAAAGUCCCACCAGUGAUCACUUCAGCCCCAUCAACCGUUGUCAAGGUGACGAAGGUCGACGGCAGCGUUAGACUGCAGUGUGCUGCCCGCGGGUCACCCGUGCCCAGUCUAGAGUGGAGUAAGGAUGGAGUGGUUAUUUCAACCAACUCAACCACAAGGAAUGAUGAAGAAGUGAAAGGGGAGCUCUUCAUUCCAACCUUUGGCCCAUCUGACCAGGGAGUGUACAAAUGCUUCUUUAAAAACUACGACAACGGAACUGCAGAGAUCACUACCGCUGCAGGUUGAGAGAAAAUUUGGACAAGUCUCUGUAAAGAGAUAUAGAGAGGCAUUACUAGAUUAAUAUGGGUUAGAUAGAAAAUACUAGGGAUGCACAAGAGUACUUGAUAAAGCAGCCUUGCCUCAUGUUCAAAUAAACAAUAUCCUGUAUUUGGCGCGAAACUAUGCACGGAUAAUUGUCUAUUGUCUGUUCCAAGAUGCGAACAGUUUUCCGAGAGCGAAGCUCGAAGAAAACUGUGAGCUUCGAGGAACAGAUAAUCUCCAAGGACAAAUAUACUAGCAUGUUUCAGCGCAAAGUAGAGGAUAUUGUGUGUUGUAUCGUUCACAUAUUUUUCAACGCGCUUAAAAAAAAUGUUUACAAACAUCUUACUGUUCGCUACGUGGUAUGGUGUCCUUUGAGUGUUCUCUGCUUCGAUUUGAUGAACAAAAAAUAUUCCCCCUCUUCUGUAGAAAUCCCAGAACGCUCUCUCAUCUUGAACUCAUUCUAAAACGAAGACUUAUCGUAGUGGCCGUAAGGUUCGAAAAUUGGGGAAUUUCACUAAGGUAAUAUCCUCGUAUAUCCCCAGUUUUAGUUGGGUAAUGUUCGUUCACGAGCAAAAAUCUUCGAUGGAUCGAAAUACAUAAUAUACUUUAGUCGCAUCUUGAUACCAAUUUGCGCAGCAAAAAUUUUUUUUUUUUUUACCCAGAGGUCCAUAUGCUUAAUUUUAUAUUUUUGUCAUAAUCUACUUCAGAGCUGGUUGGAUGCGGCGAGCCUCAUGUUCCAGUGAAUGGCUUCAAGGUUGGAGAGAAUUACUGGGCAGGAGAGAUGGUGACUUUUGCGUGUGACGCAGGAUACCACCUAGAAGGACCUACAAACAGACUGUGCUUGGAAAAUGGCAACUGGAGUAACAUAGUGCCGACAUGUAAGAAGGAGAAAACCGUAAAUUAAGUAUGCAACGAAGGAUAAAUUAACAAAUUAAUCUCAUUGUUUUCUUAGGCCAUCGUCUUUGCGAUGAACCUCCUCCUCUAGAGAAGGGUUAUAGAGUAGGAAAUGAAUUUUGGGAAGGGAAAAAUGUCACCUAUGAGUGCAACAAAGGAUACCAGCUUAGAGGACCACAUGUCAGGGUUUGUAAAGAGAAUGGAAACUGGACAGAAGAAGGACCAUCAUGUGAAGGUAACGCUUAUGAGGAUUGAAAACAUUUUAAAGUUUCAUCAAAGAUCUUUGCAAAGAAAGGUUUCAAGAAAAUCUUGGAAUUACACGGAUCGCGCUGGGCUUAAGAUCAAAAUUAUAUCUCUCCUCAAGUACAUAUAUGGAUUGAAAGAGAUUACUCUGGUAGGUAAUCACCAUUGAAUAAAUCUAUGUGACUUUAUUACACCAGGCCCGGAAUUCGAGCAUUCAGAAAUCCUUCUGAACAAAACUGAAUACUGGGAGCUCCUUAAAGGCUGGCUGGGUCCUGUGUCUACACUGCCAGCCAAGUGGAAGCUUUGCUACAGAGCUACUGAUCACGGAUGGAGUUCCAGUACAUUCCACUCGCAGUGCAAUGGCUUAGGACCAACAGUGACGUUUAUUAGAGUGGGAGAGUACAUAUUUGGUGGAUACACCGACAGGAACUGGCGUAAGUAAUUAGAUAGCCAGGACCUUACUAGAAUGUAGAAAUAAGCUGCGUAGAAAAAUUUCAAACCUUCAAUGGGAAAAAGCACUGAGAGCCAUCAUAUGAUUUAUGACUUGUCAAAAAAAAGAAACGGAAGACGAAACGACUACUCGUAAAGUAAUAACUUUGUCAUAACCUUUCAUCUAUUAACACAUUUUUGGUUAGUAACUUUACUCUGACAUUUGAUUGGUUGACAGCACAAAAAUAAUAUAUUUACACGAUUGCCACACCUCGUUGAUAUUCUGUUCAAGGCAAAAAAGGGAAAAAUUAAUAUAAAAUCAGUUUAAUAUCGAUUGAUCAAAUUUUUGCGGUUUUAAUUUAUGAUUUGUUCACGGGCACAUUUUUCUCUUCCAGUCGUCUAUGAACAGACAGCUUUCUUACAAUGCUAAUCUCUUUGAAAAAGUAGGGACUUGACUUAAUCCUUUCAAGGAACAGUUCUUGAACAGUAGAGAUAUUCCUUAAACAGAGGAUACACGGCAUCACGAUAGUUAGUAUUUACACAACUUAGAAUGCCAUAUUUGCUGUUAUUGUUUUUUUAGAGGGCACAGUAACGAAUCUUGCAAUCUGAUUGGUUCUUUACCCGGUCAGUAUUUUCCUAUCUCUGCCCACGGGCCACGGUAACGCUUUCGUGAGUCGCCGAGUACAUCCCAACUUUCGUUGUCAUUUUUUCAUAAAUAUACCUCGUUUUCCGGCUGGGCAGUAUUUUUAAGCAAACACGUCGGUCACUAUCUCAAGCCGAUAAAUAACUUAUGAAUCCUCCCUUUUCUCUCUAUCAAAUCACUUUGGUUGACAGAAAAAUAUUGGUUUCAGAAUGAAUUUGAAUAAACAAUAGUGUCAUUACGUUGGUUGACAAGCGGCCUAAAAACCGUCUGCAAUUAAUUUUAAUCGUUCACAAAAAGUACCCAGAAAGUUGAAACGUGAAGUAUUUGGUUACAGUUAAACUGAACAAUGGAACUUUCAUUCAUUUAAUAUCUGAAUUUUCUCGAGCAAUUCGUUCGUAGUGAAAGAGCGAGCGAAGUUUUAAUUUAAGUUCUACAACAAAUAUACGCUCCCGGUGAGUCUUUCCAAUUCCGUUCAAUUUAGACAUUUGUACCUUAAAUUGCACAACAGAAAUUGAAGGAAUUUUUUGAGAAAAGGCCGCAUUAAAUUCCCUUGUGUCUCGUUGGAGUGUGCCGUUCGAAUUUAGUUUUUGUGAAGGAAAGAUCAGAGUCACACACGCCAUUGCAGCAAACAAACGAGCAAACUCUCACAACUUCAAAGUAAAAAAAUUGAAUUUACUCACAAUUACUUUCCUCGCCGUUUACUUAAUGAACAGAGGUAAAUAUUCGUACAUGAAUGAAUGGUCGAUGAGAGUGAAUAAUACUUUCCGUUAGAUUAUUGACUGAUUUUGAAGAAAACAUUGUCGUGACAGCCCUUGCCAAACUAGUUCUGUUGGUUUUCAAAUGUUCCUACGAUUUUUUUUUCUUACGCGCUCUCUAAUUGACAGGUGUCAUAUUGUGACAGAUACUUGUAAAAAUAAUUUUUCAAAGUUUGUUUGGAAGCCUUUUAAAUCACCUUUAUCGUUACGGAAAUGAAAAUGUUUCGCUGAGGCAUCUCUCUUAAAUUUGCAUCACCUCUAUUUUAACUACCAUUUACUCACUCAAAAAUUGUUCAGUUUAUGGAAGAUCUUGCCGUAUUUACAGCCCUAAAUCAUUCGGGUUUUUUCGGAAAGAAUUUCGUCAAGUUUAAAAACAAUAAAUAUGUUAUUUGCCGGCUAAGGGUCGGUCCGCACGGUGAGAAACUGUGACCUCGGUCUUGAAAACGCUGCCCUCGGCCUACGGCCUCGGGCAGUAUUUUCAAGACCUCGGUCACAGUUUUUCACCAUACGGACCUCCCAGCCGGCAAAUAACAUAUAUUUAUUUGAACCUUUCACCGUCAUUAGUUUCAGCUCAUGAUCAUUUUUUGACACAAUUGUUUUGAUCUCCACUUGCAAGCAAGGAAACAAACUUAAUGCCAGUUUCAAGCGCACAAAACAAACAUUGCAAUGGACACAACUACUGCCGAUUCCACAUGACCAUUUAAAGCAUGAUUUUGUUUCUUUGUUUUUAAAUUCUUUCUUCGGUGAAGCAUUCAUGCAUGUACUUUACAGCACAUUCCUGAUUAAUUCCUGUUUUCUUCCAGAUUCGGGCGGCUCACACAGAGAUUCAGUCAAUAGCUUCAUAUUCUCUUUUAAAAACCAUUAUGGACUGGAACCAUUUAAGGUUCAUAUUAAGACGAGUGAUCAUGCCAUGUACGGCAAAAGCAGUUACGGCCCAACAUUUGGUGGUGGACACGACAUUUACAUCGCAAACUCUGCAGGCUACAACACGAAUUCCUACACCAACUUGGGUCACAGUUAUGUGCAGUUAGCCGGCUACCGGUACGGCUCGGGUGACGCGAGAAGUUUGUUGGCCGGAAGUUACAAUUUCCAGCCUCAUGAAGUUGAAGUGUUUUAUCAGACUUACAAAGGCUAA
This is a messenger RNA of Pocillopora meandrina, 19751 nucleotides long. NCBI's taxonomy places the organism in Eukaryota, Metazoa, Cnidaria, Anthozoa, Scleractinia, Pocilloporidae. The record is from the annotation of a GenBank genome assembly.